This is a messenger RNA of Sitodiplosis mosellana (orange wheat blossom midge), 1782 nucleotides long. It is a transcript of the gene mRpS30, whose product is annotated as 28S ribosomal protein S30, mitochondrial. Gene Ontology annotation, biological process: translation. The transcript has 4 exons. Bases 1 to 1686 code for a protein of 561 amino acids. The record is from RefSeq and is a predicted model, not a curated record. NCBI's taxonomy places the organism in Eukaryota, Metazoa, Arthropoda, Insecta, Diptera, Cecidomyiidae. Gene Ontology annotation, molecular function: structural constituent of ribosome. Gene Ontology annotation, cellular component: ribosome; mitochondrial large ribosomal subunit; mitochondrion.
AUGGCUCUAUCACUGUUUAGCACCAAACUUAACACACAUUUGGCACCUCAUUUAAGGCCGGCCAUUUCCAUUCUAAGAAGAUACUGUGCCGCUCAAAAUGCAGUCGUUCAAAGUGGCGAAGAUUCAGUGAAAGUUGAAUAUCCACCGAUUGUGGAUCAAUCAAAAGCAGCGGUAGCUGAACGACAGAAGUUGGCAUGGCAUGAACAAGUCAAAAACUGUUUGACCAUCGAAGAAAAGUUGAUCAAAGUGAAUAUGCCAGCUUAUUGGGGUCUACGCACCACGCCGCUUGUGAACGAUGAAUACCAUUACAAUUGUUUCCCAUAUUUUCAACAUUGGACACGAACACAAUACGAAAACGGGCUGCCAAGUGGUUGGUUCAAGAGCUCAGCGGAAAAAGUUGACGGUCUGGUGAAUAGCAUUCGUGAGCAGAUCAUCGAAGCCAUUUCGUUUCAAUAUCAAGGUUUCAGACGCGAGUACGAAUCUAACGUGAAACUAUCGGACGAGGAAAAAACACGUUUGAGAACCGCACAAAUUUGCAAAGAUUUGAAUCGCAUCAUUAUUAAGAGUCUAUACUCUAUUGCACCGCAUUUGGAGGAGUCCGAAGUCGAUAUUGAACCCAGACACGAAGCAUUUUGGAUGGUUGGAGGAAUCGAACCACCAGAAGAUAAGAAGAUUUGGAUUGAACGAAAGACACCAUUGACGGAUGAAGAAAAGAAUGAACCAGUCGAUAGGCCAUUCCAAUAUGCUGGCAAGCCAAUAUUGUCGGUGAGAAAUCGUUUGCCAUUGGAGCCAGUCAUCGACGAUCUUGAAAGUGAGGCUUUUGACGUUGAAGAAAUACCAAAAUCACGAUGCGAUCCUCAAGGUUUGGGAUAUCGACGUGUUUAUCAACACGUUAGAACGAUUCCUGGUUUUUGGCCAGGGAGUGAGCAUGAAUUCGGCCAAUUGUGCUAUCACAAUCGGCACAAAUAUAAAAUAGCCUACAACGAAAUCGAUCCAGUCGAUCAGCAAAACGCAUUGAAAGCUCAAGCCAUUUUGAACAGUUUCGGAUGGCUCAUUGGUCAGGCAUAUUAUCAAGGAUUUUCGACGUUCAACGAGCUGACGUAUCCAUUGACCACACAAACAAUCAUUACUGAUGGACAAAAUUGGUCAUUCUAUGUUUAUCAACUGAACACAACCGUGUUCGAAACCGUUCAUUUCGAUCGUAAUCGUCGUGCAAACAAGUGCUGGGGAACAGAGGAAUUGAAACUAUUCGAAGAGAUCGAUGAAAAUGGCAAAGUGAUUGGUUUCAACGAUGAAGUGUUACGUUAUCUCAUUCAGUUUUAUUUGACCGAGCCGAAAGAACGCAAUUACGAUAUGAAACCAUACUUGGGAACCGAUGAGCAAACAAUCGCUGAUAUCGACCAUGUUGAACGUCGUGCGUUCUUGGAACAAAAUUACAAGCAUUUAAUGUCCGGAAAACCGAGACAUCGCAAAGAUCUUGUGCCAGAGGUAUAUUUGUGGGAAUGGAUUUACAAGAUCAAAUUCGAUACACGGCCGAUUGAUGCACGCCGACGAUUCUUCGAACUCAAUCAAGAUCCAUGGGAUCGACGAUUGGACGACUAUCAUCCAUUGUACAUACCUAGAAAUGAACGUAUCGGUGGAUAUCACGACAAGAAGAACAAAUGGAGAGCGAAGUACUGGCCAUAGAAUGGUUUUUCUUUUGGUUAAUUUGUAUAAAUUUAGUUAAACUACAAUUCACACACAUUUUAUGAAUGAUGAAAUAAAAAUAAUAGGAAAAAUUUA